This is a messenger RNA of Stylophora pistillata, 1200 nucleotides long. RefSeq lists its product as uncharacterized. The record is from RefSeq and is a predicted model, not a curated record. Lineage: Eukaryota; Metazoa; Cnidaria; Anthozoa; Scleractinia; Pocilloporidae.
AUGAAGGCCAAUGGUAGAAAAGUAAAAAUAAACGCCGUUCUAGACGACACAUCGGACGAACCUUUCCUAAAUGAAGAGGUUGCUGGGGUACUAGGACUGCAAGAGCCUUUCAAAAAAGUUCAAGUUCAUGUUCUCAACGACAUCGUCGAAACUUUUCAGUCCAUACCAUUACAAAUUGAGAUCGAAAGUGUAUAUGGCAGGUGGUCACAGGAAAUCGGGGUAAAAACAUGUCCUCAGAAAGUCACAGGUAGUUACCGAGUUGUGAACUGGAACAAACAUCAGGAUAAAUGGCCUCACAUGACCCAGUGCGGUUUUCCCAAGCCGGCAAAUGAUGGACUUGUCGAUCUUUUGAUUGGCAGUGAUAACGCUGAAUUCCAUUAUUCACAUGUUGAUCUCCGAGGAAAACUUGGUGGACCUAUCGCCCGCCUCGGACCACUUGGGUGGAGUUGUAUAGGUGCGCCUGACGAAAGCGCAACCGCGAGGACACGAUCCCACGUUAUUCGUUCCUUGUUCACUAGAGAGCCAAUUUGGAGCGAGAGAAAAGAGUCCUGUGGUGAUGUCGACAACAGCUUAAAGAGAUUCUGGGAAAUUGAGAAGUCUGGCACAGACCGCGAUGACAGACUCGUACUCACCGAAGAAGAAAGACUAGCUUUAAGCAAAGUGAAAAAUUCCCUGAAGUACAAAAAUGGAAGGUAUUGUGUAGUCGUUCCUUGGAAAGAAAACAAACCCAAUCUUCCUGACACUAAACCUAUGGCACGGCCUCGACUACGAAGUACCGAAAGAAAUUUGAAGAAGAACAGCCGUGUCGCUGAAGAAUAUCAAGCAAACAUCCAGGCUUAUGUUGGUAAAGGAUAUUUACGAGAGGUUUCCUCAAAAGAACAGCUGCCAGCUAACGUAUGGUAUUUGCCGCAUUUUCCGGUCGUGAGAAUGGAUAAAUCGACAACAAAAGUACGAAUCGUAUUUGACUGUGCCGCUAAAUGUAAUGGUACUUCCUUAUAUGACAUGAUUCAUCCUGGUCCGAAAUUACUGCGAGAUCUUUUCAAAGUCCUCGUCCGUUUCCGUCGAAACCCAGUUGCCAUCGCCUGCGACAUCAAAGCGAUGUAUCUCCAGAUAGAGAUUGAGGAGCAGGACCGAUCUCACUUCCGACUGUUGUGGAGAGAUCUUGGCCCUAAACGAGGGUCAGAUGUAUUCGAGUUUUAA